Molecule: messenger RNA, 430 nt
Organism: Macroventuria anomochaeta
Lineage: Eukaryota; Fungi; Ascomycota; Dothideomycetes; Pleosporales; Didymellaceae
Exons: 1
Coding region: 42-302 (86 amino acids)
Source: RefSeq, a predicted model, not a curated record
UCUAUUACACAAACGCACGACUCGUCUUUGAAGGGAUAAAGAUGGAGUUUGUCUUGCUUUGCAUAUCACACACUACCCGAUCCGUGGCUCUGCGUAUGCUCAUUAAGGAUUCAUUUCACCGUCUGUCACGCGAACAUCUGCGUAUACCUCCUAGGCAGGCAUGCACAAGGAGACAGCGGACUGACACUGCCUUCAGCUAUGGUAGGGUCGGCGGGUCCGAUGUUCGUAGAUGCUUGCCAUCAGAGGCGGCAGCUGCAUUGAGCGUGGCAAUGGCUACAGUGUUCCUAAACAACGACGACUAACGAAAGCACAAUGCACACACUACUUUCACUCAUCGUUCUCUCGGCAUAUUAUUCAUCAUCUCAGCUCACUACUUGUCAAUAAUGUUCCAAUAGCGCUCGCUCCAUCAAACUCAUAAAGAACCUCCCGC